CUCUCUCUCUCUCUCUCUCUCUCUGUCUCUAUCUCUGUCUCUGUCUCUGUCUCUGUCUCUGUCUCUGUCUCUGUCUCUGUCUCUGUCUCUCUCUGUCUCUGUGUGUGCGUGGAGCCUCACUGCCUUGCCGGGAUACGUUGCAGUGUAGAGUUUGAGGAAGGAAAUAGUCAAAGCUACAAUGGGCCAACAGAAUGGAGUAUAACAUAGAUUGUUAUAAGCAUUUUGCCUGGUUGAAAAAGGUAAACCAGCGGUCCCCUGUGAACGGUGAGACUAACCAAGAACGGUUGACACGCUUAGAGGGAGACAAAGAGUUCCUUGUCCUCCAGGUGAGCGUUCUGACGGACCAGGUGGAAGCUCAGGGAGUAAAGAUCAGUGAUCUGGAAAGUUCUCUGGAGGAACACCAACACAAGCUCAACUCUACAGAAGAGAUGCUGCAGCAGGAGCUCCUUAGCAGGACGUCACUGGAGAGUCAGAAGUUGGACCUGAUGGGAGAGGUGUCCUACCUGAAACUGAAGCUGGUGGACAUGGAGGAGAAACAGAUUAAUGGAGUAGCAAGGAAGCAUAAAGCAGAGGUCAUACUUCAAGAGCUCAGACUUCUCAAGGAGAAAGUAGACCAUCUUGAAGACCAGAAGUCCCAGUAUGAGAGGAGACUCAAAGCAGCAAAGGCACAGAUAUCAGACCUCCAGCAACUCCUGCUCAGUAAGAAUGCAGAAAUAGACAGCCUGCACGCACAGCUCCUGGCCAGACCACUGUCCGCUGAGACGUCCGAGAGAGACCAGGAGCUCCAAAGGUUAAAGACUGGGAUGGAGAUGCUGCUGGUUGCCAAUGAUGAAAAGGACCGGCAUAUUGAGGAGCUCACACUGCUCUUAGUCCAGUGCAGACAGUUCAGAGAUGUAACCCCAAGACAAGCUCCACCCACUGUCCUCUCAGUAUCCAAUGAGAGGACUCUGUCGAGCAGCAGCGAAGAAGAGGAGCAUGGAGUGGUGAUGACAGUUCCUCCCAGUGCACUCCCUGAGAACACAAAGACUGAGAUGUCCUUCAGCGGUUCGUCCCCCCAGCUUGUGUCCAACCUGCCAACCCAGAAGGGGAGAGAACUCUGGACGCAUCCCCGACUUUUAUCAAGCAGUAUGGACAACCUACAGAAUGGAUCUUCACCGAAGAAUGGGCCUGUAGAUAACAGGUGCCAGACCUUGCCGGUGAAGUCCUCCCUACCAGAGCAUAAUGGAGAGUGCAGUGAGACACCGAGCCAGAGGUCUCUAGAGGGGAGUGAAGACGGAGACUCAAGAAAGAUAGAGAAAAUGGAUGACACCUCAUCCUCUGACCUUUCACCCCAGUCAUCAGGGGCGGAGUCAGGUCAACAGACUAUUGGCUCUCCAGAGCACCUGAAGAACAAUAACAGUAUCAGAAAACUCUGGGGAAAGAUCAGGCGGACCCAGUCAGGGGGUCUGCAGGGGGAGGACCUGGAACCAAACCAGUUUAGGAGAGGGGGGCUGCGUGCCACAGCUGGGCCAAGAUUGACCCGGACCCCUGAGUCUGGCAGCUCUGUUCGGGAUAUGAACACACCAUUCGGCCAGUGGACCAGGGAGCAGGUGUGUGGUUGGCUGGAGGACUAUGGUCUGGGCCAGUACGUCAACCUGACCCGGCAGUGGGUCGACAACGGACAGACGCUCCUGUCCGCAAGGCCACAGGACUUUGAGAAGGAAAUGGGUAUCAAACACCCGCUACACAGGAAGAAACUACAGCUGGCCCUAAGGGGGUUCAGUACUAAAGCCCUGGAAAAGUCAUCUGAACUAGACCACAUUUGGGUUACACGAUGGUUGGAUGACAUAGGCCUUCCUCAGUACAAGGACCAGUUCCACGAGGGGCGAGUGGAUGGCAGGAUGCUCCAGUAUCUCACCGUGAAUGACCUGCUUUUCCUGAAGGUGACCAGUCAGCUCCAUCACCUCAGUAUAAAGUGUGCUAUCCACGUCCUCCACGUCAACAAGUUCAACCCCCACUGCCUCCGACGCAGGCCUGGAGAGGAGAGGAACCCCUCUCCUUCAGAAGUGAUCCAAUGGUCCAACCAUCGUGUGAUGGAGUGGCUUCGGGCGGUGGACCUGGCUGAGUAUGCACCCAACCUACGGGGCAGUGGGGUCCAUGGAGGUCUCAUUAUUCUGGAACCAUGGUUCACCUCUGAGACCCUGGCCAUGCUGCUGAACAUCCCACCUCAGAAGACCCUGCUCCGCCGCCACCUGGCCACCGCCUUCACCGCCCUGGUGGGGACACAGGCCACUCUGGACAAACGGGAUUAUGCCAACGCCACCGGCCAUGCACCCCUCACUACCGCCGCCAAAGUCCGGCCCAAGAAGCUUGGUUUGACCCACUUCAGUCACCUGAGGAAGAGGAGCCCAGAUAAUUUGGCGGACUACAUCUGCCCGAUAGACAGUGGGGGCCUUUCGGUCAUGAAUGGGGUUUCCCACCGGCUGUACGCAGGGGUCCGUGGCCUCAGCCCCAUCCUGGACAGCGAGUCAGAGAAGCGGGAGCAGGUGGGGCCCAAAAGCUGACACUGACGCUCCCCUCAGCCAAUGACUGCAAAUCUUAUGGCUUUUAAACCCCGCCCCACAUGCCUACGUAAACAUAUCCCUGCUCUCCCUGAAUCAAGGUGCUGAUUCAGUGUCAAUUCUAAAGCAGUGUUUUUACCAAAUGGUGAUUCACUGGACAAGAUACUGUGUGUGUGUGCAUAUAAUGAAUAUCAGCAGGAUGUGCUAAUUGGGUAUUUGCUGGAUGAUAAUUAGCUGGAUGUGCUAAAUACAUGUUUACUGCAUAUGCUUAUUAAGUAAUUGACCUGGAUAUGUUGAAAUCAUGACUGACCUGACAGGCUAAAUGAGGAUUCAUAAUGCUAUGUUUGUAUAAUGGUUCCCUUUGAAAGCUGCUCUCUGCAUUCCUGGAAAAACGAGAUGGAUUAAAUGUUCCUAUCUUCUGCCAUUGCUUCAGAACACGACCUUUAUGAUGUUACUGACCAUUGUAGUCUUCCUCCUUACCUUGCUGGAUUUAUCUUCGCUAUUAGCUGCCUUUCUUGAGUUAUGGUACAAAAUGAAUACCUUUUCUGUAAGCUUGUUUGAUUUAUUUUGUGCUAUAUUUAAUAAUUGGCAAAUUCACGAAAUGAGGUGCUCUCAUGAAAAUUCAGGUUUGCACACAAUACCCAACUCAACUGGCCUAUAAUUAUAUAUUGAAAAUAAUUUUCAGGUGAUUGUUUGGUUAAUUUGAAUCCUAAAUGCAUUAUUUAAUGUGGUGUAAGGUGAGUGGGUUAAAGGCCACACUAGCCAAUAUUGACUCUGAAGCAGAGUGCUCUUGCGGACUGACUCCACGAUAACACACAUCAUGGAUUAUAGACGAUGCUACAGCGGCUUCAAAUAAUUAUUCCGUCAAUGCACACCUGAAGUUAACGGCAUUGCUACAUCUGUACUAUUGUAUACUAUCAUGGGACUGGUAAACCAUGAAUGCUGACGUUUUCAGAUUGCUGAUUAAUGUUCCAUCCACUGAGGACAGUUCUGUCUCCAGCUCAGACUCUGAGGAAAACAUGAUGAGGUUUCAGCAUUGUUUUUUCAGAGAACUGAAGACUGUUUAUCAUUACAAUAAGUCAUUUUCCCUCAUGGUGUUUGUGACACUAUGGCUCAAGUUACAAUGCUACAGUAGGUGGAGUAUAAUUCAGUAUGUUGGACUGAAUUACCAUGCGCCUCCAUGUUAUUGCAAUAUUAUGGUCUUCAUUGUAUCCUCAGGUCCAUCAUUAAAGUUAUACUUUA
Molecule: messenger RNA, 3782 nt
Organism: Oncorhynchus gorbuscha (pink salmon)
Lineage: Eukaryota; Metazoa; Chordata; Actinopteri; Salmoniformes; Salmonidae
Product: liprin-beta-2-like
Exons: 21
Coding region: 192-2543 (783 amino acids)
Biological process (GO): neuromuscular junction development
Cellular component (GO): presynaptic active zone
Molecular function (GO): protein binding
Source: RefSeq, a predicted model, not a curated record